AUGUCCGAAAUCGUCCACGUCGCCGAGACUGAUAUCUUCACGGCUGUACACGACGUGUACCCGCUCAUCGAUCCGACACCACACUUCACCAAGCAGACGUACAAGAACAAAGUCGUGCUCAUCACCGGCGGCUCAGUCGGCAUAGGCUUCACCACCGCGCUCUUCUAUGCCAAGGCCGGCGCGAAGGUCCUCAUUCUCGCACGUCGCGUCGAGAAGCUCGAGGAGGCGAAAAAGAGCAUCGAGAAGGAUGUUAAGGGCGCGCAAGUUCUCACGCUCUCCGGCGACAUCUCCGAUAUUGAGGUUGGGAAGCGUGCGGUGAAGACUGCCGUUGAGGCGUGGGGUAAGGUGGAUAUUGUCAUUGCGAACCAGUUCACUAUCCUUGCGGGCCCCGAUAGCAAGUUCGCUGAGAAGGAUUCUUUGGCCUGGUGGAAGACUCAGGAGGUCAAUGUGCGGGGCACUCUGAGCAUCGUGCAUGCGGCCAUUCCCGAGCUUCUCAAGUCGAAGGGCCAGAUCAUCGUCACGUCGUCUGCGGCGGCGCAUUUCCGUCUCCCGUCCUUCAUGGACUACAGCGUCAGUAAGCAUGCACUCAACCGCUUCGCGGAGAUCCUAGCCUUGGACUAUCCAGAGAUCCCUAUCUACUCCGUGCACCCUGGAGCCAUUCUGACUCCUGGUGCUGACGUAUCUAUGAACAGCAUGGGUCUCCAGGGCCUCCCGCUCCCGGAUACGCUCGAGCUGCCCGCGGCAACGUUCCUCUGGCUCACUGCGCGCAACGCAGAGUUUCUCAGUGGACGAUACAUACAGGCUAUGUGGGACCUUGGCGAGGUUGUGGCGAUGAAGGACGAGAUCGUCAAGGAGAACUUGUUGGUUACGAAGUUGGCGGGUCCGGUGAGAUCUGCGUGA
Peniophora sp. CBMAI 1063 is the source of this 900-nucleotide messenger RNA. The record is from the annotation of a GenBank genome assembly. Lineage: Eukaryota; Fungi; Basidiomycota; Agaricomycetes; Russulales; Peniophoraceae.